CACCCUUCCGUACUCUAACUUUUCCACCUUCUUCCCUAAACCGUUUUAUUCUCCCUCUCUCCCAUAGCUUUCCCUUUGGUUGCAGAGCUUCGACAUUCCUGUUGAAUGGACCAUUCUCUCUCUCUCCACGUCUCUCUUCCUUCUACUCCUAAAUUCAACUCCAAUCGCUCCGAUUUCGCUCCCGGAUUCCUUUCUGGUUUCUCCUUCUGGAAGCCACCGCUUACUGCGAGGCCCCGGUCUUUGGCUGUUCUAGCCAGUGCCGGAUCCAGUCACUGCGAGUUCGGCAGUUUUAAUACUCCUUUGAACCCGAGGUCCUCCGUCGGCAAGCAUCUCACUAGAGUUUUGCAGAAUUAUAGGCAGCUCUUCCAUGUUUCUGUCCAGGAUGAGUUGAAACGCUUGGCCGAUCGGCGUGAUGCUGCUGUUGACCGUGUGUUGCUCGCUGCUGGCUCCGAUGAAGCCUUGCUGCAUAGGAGGAUUGCACAAUUGAAGGAGCAGGAGUGCCAAAUAGCAGUCCAAGAUGUCAUGUACAUGCUCAUUUUCUAUAGAUUUUCUGAAAUCAGAGUUAAUUUGGUACCCAAGCUCUCUAGAUGUGUUUAUAAUGGAAGACUAGAAAUCUGGCCAUGCAAGGACUGGGAACUGGAGUCCAUUUACGAGUUAGAGGUCCUUGAGAUGGUUAAAGAACACAUAACCGCAGUGAUUGGUUUGAGAGCAGAUUCGAGUGUCACAGACAACUGGGCUAUGGCCAACAUCAAACAAGCACAUCUGGGCCAUGUUUACGUAGCCUCCAUCCUAUAUGGCUACUUCUUGAAGUCUGCUUUACUAAGGCAUCACCUGGAGCAAAGACUCGCCAUACCGAACGUACACCGUAACGGUGGCGGUCAGAAAACUUUCCUUCAGUCCCCAGAGAUGUGUCUUUAUGGAUUUAGAAAUCUUCUCUCCGGUCGUCGUCGUAGCAACGUGCUACCGGUGGCGCAUAACCAGGAGUUUAACAGCAAUCAGGAGAUGGAGGCAGAGAAGUUAAAGCGUUUCUUGACAGGGUUUGAUUCGGAGGCGUUGCAGAGAUGUGCAAAGCUGAAAUCUAAGGAGGCCGUGAAUGUACUUGAGAACCAUAGUUGUGCAUUGCUGGGAAACGAGGAAGUCGGUUUCUUGGAGAGGGAUGAGGUGAUAGCGACUUCAUUUUCAAGCUUGAAGAGAUUGGUUUUGGAGGCUGUUGCUUUUGGUUCUUUCCUUUGGGAUGCAGAGGAGUAUGUGGACGCCAUUUAUAAGCUCAAGGAGAACUAAUCCAGAAGGUAUGUUCGUAGAUACAAUAACACUUUCUGUGUACAUAAGAUGAGUUGCAGACACAUUUCACGAAAGUUCAACCAAAGAAAAUCUCAGAUUCUAAAUGAUAAGGAAUCCUUGUAAGAGAAGUAAGAUUUAGAUUA
Molecule: messenger RNA, 1424 nt
Organism: Cucurbita maxima (winter squash)
Lineage: Eukaryota; Viridiplantae; Streptophyta; Magnoliopsida; Cucurbitales; Cucurbitaceae
Product: UV-B-induced protein At3g17800, chloroplastic-like
Exons: 2
Coding region: 106-1281 (391 amino acids)
Source: RefSeq, a predicted model, not a curated record